AUGAACGCGGACCAGAUGUACCAGGUCCUCAAGCAGCUCAUGAUCCCCCACACCUUUGCGAGCAAGUACUGGUCGGGCAAGGUCUUCUCGCCGAACGACAAGCAGCGCGUGCGCCGCGCGGAACGACUCCGUCGCGUCGACGGUCGGACGGGCCGCGCGCGCGUCGCGCCUCGGACGCGGGGCGGGCCGCGCGCGUCGACGCUGAUCCCGGGCGGCCCCAGGUACAAGUACCGCGCGCAGUACACGUCGGAGACGCUCCUCGCGCUCGGGCGCGUCCGCCUGCGCACGCUGCGCGUCCGCGACGACGCCUGCGACCUGCCGCGGUUCCUGCGGGACUACUACGAGGAGUCCUCGCCGACGGCCUACGAGGACAAGGGCGCGCGCGCGGCGUGCUUCGGCGGCUACGCGGCGGAGCACCAGGACGAGGACGACUGGACGCUCGAGGACCCGGAGACGGGCGACGAGCUGAGCCUCAAGUACAAGGCCUACAGCGACGGGCGGGCCUGGGAGUCGCCCUUCUCCAAGGUCUGGUACGGCGAGGGCGGCCAGGUCUACGACCUCGAGAUCGGCAAGCGGCAGGCGACGGCGAACCUCGAGGCGCUGCGGCGCGCGGGCUUCGUCGACAACCGGACGCGCUGCGUCUUCGCGGACAUGACCUGGUACAACCCGAACGUCGACAUGUUCACGAACGCGCGCGUCGCGUUCGAGUUCCUGCCGUCGGGCAAGAUGCACCCGACGCUGUCCGUCGACAGCGCGCCGCUGCUCUACGACGCGCGCGCGCUGAACAUGGACGGCUACGGGUUCGCGGACCUCUGCGCCGUGCUCAUGGAGUUCGCGCUCUACGGCGGCGCGAUCUGGUUCCUGGCGCGCGUCUCCGAGGACGUCACGGACUACGCGUCGCUCAAGGGCUACCUGAGCGUGGGCUGGAACGUCAUGGACGUGCUGAGCGUGGCCUGCUUCCUCGUCGUCAUGGUGCUCCGGGCCAUGUGGAUGCUGCGCAUGAUGAGCGACAGCGUCAACGAGUACGAGGAGCACAUCGACACGGACGAGCACGCGGACGACGAAAAGUUCGGGCCCUUCAGCUUCGACGUCUACAUGCGCCUGCGGCUCACGUUCCAGUACUACCGCUACUGCCGCAAUUUCCUCGCCACGGGCGUGCUCAUCACCUUCAUCAAGGCCUUCAAGUUCCUCUCCGUGUCGAAGCAGCUGUCGCAGUUCACGGAGACGAUCUACGUCGUGUCGUCCGAGAUGCUGUCCGUCGUGCUCAUCCUCGCCAUCAUCCUCGUGGGCCACGCCGUCGCCUUCCACAUCUCCCUGGGCCACGCCAUCGCGGGCUACCGCACGUUCUUCGACUCGAUGAUGACGCUCACGCUCGCGAUCUUCGGCGACUUCGACCUCGAGGAGAUCAUCGCCGUCGCGCCGACGAGUGGCCUCGCGAUGAUGAUCUCCUACAUCGUCGUCAUGACCUUCGUGAUCCUGACCAUGUUCCUCAAGAUCAUCGACGUGUCCUACUCCGCGGUCAUGGAGCGCAUCGCGGGCGACGACGACGACAACUUCACGCGCGACCUCCGCGACGCGCUCGCGCGCAUCGCCUACGACCUCUACUGGUCCGUCAUGAUCCGCCUGACUCUGCUCCGCGCCCGCUACGCGCUCCUCUUCCACCGGCCCGACGGCGACCGGCCGGCCCUCGUCGUCGACGACGGCUCCGCCGCGGGCUUCGCGGCGCCGGGGAAGCGGUCGCUCGCGGAGAAGCUCGCCGCGCGCGACUCGGCGCGGACCCUCGCGGCGCUCCCCGAGCCCGACGACGACGGCGACGCGCAAACGCCCGUCGACGACCGCACGGAGCUCCAGCGCGCGCUCGACAAGCGCGAGCGCCACGUGGAAAAGCACGGCCGCGCGUUCGACGCGGCCGCGGAGCGCGCGCUGCUCGUGGACCACUUCGUCGCCGAGCACCGCGACGUCGCCGAGGCCGACGUCCCCGCGGACCACGUCUCGCGCAAGUGCGACGACCUCGUCGCGCACCAGCGGUCGCUCGGCGACCUCGCCGCGAAGCUCGCGGCGGCCAUCGCGGGCGAGGACGCGCCGGCGACGCCCAGCGGCGCGCGCGGCGCCAAGAGCGCGACGUUCCAGAGCCCCGUCGUCGCGCUGCUGGACCAGCCGUCGCUCGUCUCCGCGCUCACGGACCCGCGCGACCCGACGCCCGCGGGCGCCGCGGGCGCGGCGCCGCCGGCGAUCCAGGAGGAGCUCGACGUCCUCUCCGUCGUGUCCGCGGGCUCGCAGCGGACCGUGGUGACGCACGACGGCGACGGCCCCCCCGCCGGGGUGUCGGCGAAGGCGCCGGGCGUCGCGGCGACGCACCUUCGUCCGUUGCCGAAGACGAAGACGAAGCACGAGUCGAUGGGCGCGCAGUCCGGGUCCGUGCACAAGACCUCGCGCGCGCUGACGGUGCAGUGCGACGGGUCCCGCGCCAUGGCCGAGCGCACGACCGACGGCAGCGCCUCCGACGCCCAGGUCGUCACCUUGCGGUGGAGCGCCUUCCGGUCCGCCGUCGUGUUCGACGGGUCGAAGAGCAUGGUCGUGCGGAUGUUUUUCUCUUGCGUCUCGCGCGCGCACGGGUGA
This is a messenger RNA of Aureococcus anophagefferens, 2619 nucleotides long. RefSeq lists its product as hypothetical. The coding region runs from base 1 to 2619 and encodes 872 amino acids. The transcript has 2 exons. The record is from RefSeq and is a predicted model, not a curated record. NCBI's taxonomy places the organism in Eukaryota, Pelagophyceae, Pelagomonadales, Pelagomonadaceae.